Messenger RNA from Mobula hypostoma (lesser devil ray), 1571 nucleotides. Its product is annotated as galactosylgalactosylxylosylprotein 3-beta-glucuronosyltransferase 1-like. Gene Ontology annotation, biological process: carbohydrate metabolic process; chondroitin sulfate proteoglycan biosynthetic process. The transcript is spliced from 8 exons. NCBI's taxonomy places the organism in Eukaryota, Metazoa, Chordata, Chondrichthyes, Myliobatiformes, Myliobatidae. The record is from RefSeq and is a predicted model, not a curated record. Gene Ontology annotation, cellular component: Golgi membrane. Gene Ontology annotation, molecular function: galactosylgalactosylxylosylprotein 3-beta-glucuronosyltransferase activity. The coding region runs from base 409 to 1431 and encodes 340 amino acids.
CACACACUGCACAUCUUCCUGAUGAGCAGGACCAGAAGAAACUUCUUCCAUUUAUUCUCUUUUUUGGUUUUAUAGGGUUGCAGCCUUUAUUUAGUAAUAAUUAAAACUCACAUGUUGUGGGUUUCUUGCCGAACUUUAUUCAUCUGUCGUUAGAAGGAUGUUGAUGAUUUGAUGACAGGACAGUACGGCAGUCUCACCGUUGAAACCUUUACUGUCCUGUGGCCUGGAGAAUCAGCGAUACUCCCAAUCUUCAGCAACAUUCCUGGAUGGUGGACUUUUCCCUUCCAGCUUUUAAAGUCUCGGAAAACAAACGGCAACAUUUGAAAUGGAAAUGCUCGUCAUAUCACAGUUAAAGUGAAGUAUAGAUGAAGAAAUGAGGCACUUUUCCUACAGUGAGUUCCCAACAAAAUGCCAAGGCGAAGAAAUCUUCUCACCGCAAUCCUCAUCGUCUUACCCUGGACCAUACUCUUAACAAUCUGGCAUCAGAAUUCGAGGGAUUUUUAUUUUGCCAUUAAGAGAAAAGAGCCAGACAAUGGAACAAAACGGGCAAUCACCAACAGCUCACAUAGCAAGGAGGAACAAGAUGUCUGUAUUCACCAGCAGCCAGUGCAAAGUCAGACCUACAUCAAACUGGAAUAUGUCUACACCAGGCCACCCCAGUGGUCUCAGUCUUUACCAACCAUCUAUGUCAUAACACCAACCUAUACCAGACCUGUGCAGAAAGCAGAGCUAACCAGACUGGCUAAUACUUUCCUCCACGUGCAGAACUUGCACUGGAUUGUGGUCGAGGACUCCCCCCGGAGGACCAGUUUAGUAGCACUGCUGCUGGAAAAGUGCGGAAUGAAUUUUACUCACUUGAAUGUUCAAAGCCCAAAAAGCAUGAGAUUGGGCCCCACUAAGUCAUCAUCGCGAGCUCCAAGAGGCACCCUGCAAAGAAACCUGGGCCUUCGCUGGCUGAGAGACAGGCUGAACCCAAAUGACUCUUCGGAGGGUGUAGUUUAUUUUGCAGACGAUGAUAAUACAUACAGCUUGGAACUCUUUGAGGAGAUGCGAUUCACGAAAAAGGUCUCAGUAUGGCCAGUGGCUUUUGUUGGUGGACUGCUAUACGAGUCUCCCAAAGUGAACACUGCAGGAAAAGUUGUUGGCUGGAAAACUGUCUUCGAUCCAAAUCGACCUUUUGCUAUUGAUAUGGCAGGAUUUGCAAUCAAUGUUAAGUUGAUACUCAAGAAAUCUUCAGCCAACUUCCAGCUCUAUGGUGUCAAAGGAGGAUACCAGGAGACUAGCUUGUUGCGCGAACUUGUAACUUUAAAAGAACUGGAACCUAAAGCUUCAAAUUGCACUAAAAUCCUAGUUUGGCAUACUCGGACUGAGAAACCAGUUCUAAUUAAUGAAGGAAAGAAUGGAUUUACUGAUCCAAGAGUGGAGGUGUAACCUUUACUCAAACAGAAAGCACUUUCCGUAUGCCAUGAAGGUCUUCUGCAGAUUGGCUUAUACCAUGACAAUGUUUCAAGCCAUACAAGUCUUCGUAUUAUUUGAUGUAAAAUGUCCUACUAAAAUCUCUAUUGCACAGA